AUGCAGCUGAUGAGCGAGUUCUAUGGCUCAGCACAGCUGGUGCCAUAUGACGGCAAACAAGUGUCAAACUUCCGCUCCACCAUCCACAAGACAGAAAAAUUCAAAGAUAUGCAGGAAACUUUGGAUUACUUCAGAGCAUUGAAAGAAGAAGACCCUGAAUUCUUCUACAAGAUCAAACUUGAUGACAACCAUAGGGUUGAGAACCUGUUUUGGGUGGAUUCAGCUGCAAGGCGUGCUUACAAAGAGGAAUUGCAGGUGGCAUAUCAUGACAAGUUUUCAGGCACAAUUGGACCGAUCCUUGCUAAAAAUGAUGAGCUAAAUGAGGAGUUUGUGGAUUGCUUAAACCACACUGUAAGCCCGGAAGAUUUUGAGUCAAAGUGGGCUACUAUGGUCCAGAAAUAUGGUUUGGAGGACAAUGAGCAUUUUCAACACCUAUACCACAUAAGGCAGAGCUUCAUACCAGCCUACUACAUGCACAGUUUCUUCCCAUUCCUCCAGUCGACUCAAAGGAGCGAGGGGUUCAAUGCUUUGUUGAAGAAGUUCUCCAAAGAGUUUGAGAAAACUGCAGAAUAUGAUGUGAAGCCUGUAGGGCAGUUCCAAUAUUGGUUGGAGCCCAAUAAUAGCUUUGUUUUCAGGUAUGGAAAAAGGAACUAUCUUGUUACAGCAAUAGAAGAGGAUGAAAGCUAUUGCUGUGAAUGCAGCAAGUUUGAUAGGGAUGGAAUCAUUUGCUGCCACAUUAUGAGAGUUAUGGUCAGAAUGGGUGUGAAAUUAAUACCAGAAAGGUACAUCCUUAAAAGGUGGACGCAACAAGCAAUUGCUAGUGAUACUAAUCAGGUCCAAAAUGUGAAUGCACCAGUGGGACUUGUAGCCCGUGGGAUGCCAUUGACUAGUGAGAAAACUUUGAGAUUGACCAACGCAACCACCGCGUUUGUAGCAAUAGCAGUGGAAGGUUGUACAAAUGAUGAAAACUAUGCUAUUUUGGAGAAGCACAUCAAGGAGAUGCGAUCUGAAUUUGAAGAAAUUAAGAAAAGGACGAUGGCAAAUAGGCAAAACACUAGUGGUGCAGAAGGUGGUGCUACAGAAGGUGCACAAAAUGGUACAGGUGUCUCUACUCUAUCUGGACCUUCAUUGCAAACUGCAGGUGCAGUGGCUGGUCCAAAUACAUCAAGUGUAGCGAACGCCCCAAAAUCAAAAGCUAAAGGGCGCAGGAAGGAGAAGGCACACAAAAAAGGGAUGAAUGGUCAAGCAAAGAGGAAGAAUAAGUGCGGCAUUUGCAAAUCGUAUGAUCACAAUGCAUAG
Molecule: messenger RNA, 1299 nt
Organism: Sorghum bicolor (sorghum)
Lineage: Eukaryota; Viridiplantae; Streptophyta; Magnoliopsida; Poales; Poaceae
Product: protein FAR-RED IMPAIRED RESPONSE 1-like
Exons: 4
Coding region: 1-1299 (432 amino acids)
Biological process (GO): regulation of DNA-templated transcription
Molecular function (GO): zinc ion binding
Source: RefSeq, a predicted model, not a curated record